CAAUAGGUCCAAUUAGCCCAAUAUCCUUGAAAAGGAAAGGUAACAUAGAGGAAGAUUCGUACCUUCAAGGUCGACACUUGGAAGAUGUUUUUGCUAUUGCGUUCACCAAUUGUCCUUACUUUGCUUCUAGCUUCUGCUCUAAAGUUCUCAACUUCUGGCUACGUGCUGGAGCAUUGCUUGCGGGAGGAAUUUUCAGUUCGAUGAAUGGAAUCGUGAUUAAAUUUUCGUCCGGAGUACUGAGUUUGGUCUCUGAUGGCCAUAUCUUCACUACGACUGAACAACAACAAUUUUUAGAAUCUGCUAGAGCUGGUAAACUGUAUAGUAUCCGUGUUCUUCUUGCACAUGAUGAGUAUAUUGAGUCUUCAAUUCCAGCAUGCCAAAUUGUUGCUUCUAGGAUGAAGUUAAAGCUUACGCUUAGUGUGAAUGACGUCGGGAUUCCAAUAGCUAUACAUUUGAGUACUCCAAAAUAUGACUGCCCGUCCGACAUUCCAGUCGAUCAAGUGAACCUUCCAGACCUUUCCAUCAGUUUGGAAAUACAGAAGCCCAAGUUAGGAUCUAGUCCAGAAACUGCGAAAUAUCUGGAAAGGCUUGAAAAGCAGCGUGAAGAAAUGGCUCGCGCUGAGCAGGGUGAUAAUCGUUCAUUUUUCGCGAAAUAUUGGACUUACAUCGUUCCAGCAGUUUUCUUAUUCAUUCUAUUCUCCAGUAUGCAAGAUCCUAAUGCAGCUGGAGGAAACACGGGUGGUGGAAAUCGACAGUAAACGCCUUCAUUGUAAAGACAAUUUUUGAAGUUUUUAUUUAUCUGAAAUAUUCCUUUGAUCUUGUAUAGCUUUAAUAUAAUUUUGUACUACUGACUCGUAUAUUGUCUUGUGUUUCGUUGUUAGGAAAAGUCAAUUAUAAAGUUUAUGCAAACUAUAUUUUAUGAUUCCCAGGUUGUUAUUCAUCAUGAACCAACAUCAGUUGGGGAACCAUUGAAAACCUGGAAGCACUAGAAAACUAUUUUGUCCUAGUAUGUGGCUCCUCAAUGGUGCUCACCCAUGACCCUAUCCGAGAUCGAACCCAAGGACUUCUGGUUCUAUAGUGAGCACUUUACCACUUAGCCACUGUCAGCUCGUCGAGUAUCUGUCCUCAUAAUUUACUUAGGCAUACUAAAAACUCUCUCCAGAGAUUCAUGGUAGCAUUAUUUUUGCAGAAUAAUUCCUUUGGUUAAUCUCCCAAUGGUAUUCAAAAUGGUGUAUUACUGCACAUCUGAUGUUGUAUUCAUGUUGGUGUCUGGCAGUGGAAUCUAGGACACACCUUUUGUUCUGUUUAAGACUCAUCAGCUAGAUGUACCUGCACCUCAGCGAGUGAUGUUCCCACUGAGACUCAAAAGCCGAAGCGUAAUCCACUAGGCAACUGAGGCACAUGUAAUGCAUUAUCGUCAAAUUUUUAAGGUUGUGUUUGGUACAAAUCACUUUGCAUUUCAUUUCAUGCAUGAGUUACGGUAGUUGUCUUUGUUGGAUUUCAUACUCACUCUGUAACCUGAUCUUUAAUUAAGUCCAUGAGUCAGUGAAGUAUUAUGUUUUUCCGUGGAGUUGUCUUUCAUUGGUAUAGGAAGCUGACCUUUGAGCACUGGGUCAUGGGUUUCAACACUGCUCCACCUACCGAGGUUUGAGAAGCUAGGUAGUAUCAUUAACCCUCACGCAACAUAUGUGGUUCAUUGUCUACUGGAUGGAUAUGCACAAGGUCACUGGGUGAGUUCCACGUUUAUCCACUCCACUAAACAAGUCAUUAUUCUAAUGCCUACUGAUGUGAAUUUUAGUUAAUGCCAUGUCGUUUUUUAACAAGACGUUGGUUUACUUACUAUGGAAGUAUUUAUAUACUUGAAUAUCUGAUAUCUUAAUCUAUUUUGUAAAUCGUGAAAGGGAUAUAUUUUAGUAGGGGAGUCGUUGCACAAAAAUGUGGAUUUCCAAAAGAACAAAUGAACUUUUUUUUGCCCUAGCACAAUAGGUAAUCGUGUCAAAUUGUUACACUUUCAGCAGCGCAAAAAUUGAAACGAGAUGAUUAAAGUAUGAAGAUGAACUAGAAGGUGGUCGAAUGAAAACGAUCAGUUCGUAUUAAACUCUAAACAGACUUGCAUCACUUUAAGCUAUCACACUUGACAAGAGCGUGCAGAGAAGAAGUUGAUAGACAAAGAAGAAGUGUACGAAAGUUGACUGACUGAAACUGACAAAAUCAACGUAGAACCUCGCACAUAAGUGUAACAACUCAAGUUGCCAUACUUCACAUUAGUAUACAAAGAAAAGAUGGAUCGAAAAAGAGUGACCUCAAAGGUGUCUAUGGGAGGAUAGGGAAUUUAAACAUGACGGUUGGUCAAGACAUCAUCAAAAAAUGGACACAUUUGUGCAAUUGUGACCGAUUUUCAGCCAUGUCACCGAAGGUCCUCAACCACUGAUUCCUUCCGUCUCAGGGACUCCAACCAAGGCAGUCUACGUUGACCCACACGACCCAGACCACAGGUCAGUGACUUUGUAGACUGGUGCCUGGUAUUGGUCUGGCCACCCCGAAUCUUCUUCCAACCUAAUGCAACUUCCCGUAGCAUGCCACAUUGAAGUAGGCGGUGGCUCGAGAGAGCUGAUGGAAUAAACGGGUGGAGAUAAAUGGAAAUGUUCGGAAUAAAAAAGUCAUUCACUAUUUAAAGUAAGUUCUCAGAAGUAAUGUUCGCGAUAAUCUUCUUAACUUCCUGUGAAGAUGUGAUUAAAAAGUAUUCAUUUUAGUAGGACAUAUUCCCACUAAUUGUUAGCUCAAUAAAAACGGAAAGAAUAUAAAAUACAGAGAAUUUUCAAUGACUUUGGGGUAGGAGAGUUAUAAUAAAACACUGGUUAGUGACACAAUCGGGGAGAAAAGAAAGAUUGGCGAUGAAAAUUUUGAAACAAACAGAACAAUAAACGAAUAUAUUUUGAAGUCGAUUUGCUUAGUCCUCAGCUAGCCCUUCAAUUAUCAUUUGACCCCUCAAAUCUUACUAGAGUUGAGAAUUCUGUAACAAUUGUGAUGAAGAGGGAUAUUAGUUUCUGAUGACUUGUUUUAUGAUGUUUUAAUGAUUACCAUCUGAAUCUACUAAUUAAGUUGACUAAUGUAAGAAAUAUAGCGUGAAACUAGAGUGUGCUUCGUUAGAAUUGUUUUGCUUAUUAGCUGUUUUACUUCUUAAGAAAAUAUAAUGAUUACAUCUUAUUUUUCUGCCACUUUCUGAGGCCUCAGGGAUCAUAGUUACUCAGUACUUACUGGAUAUUGGAAGAGGAGCUGUGGUUCAUUGGUGUAAGCAGUCACAUAUCACUGGUUUGAACUCCUCUCUACUUAUUGAGGUUCGGGAAACCAGGUAGUAUUAUACGUCCUCACACAAUAGAUACGGUUAAUUAUAUAUUGAACGCAUCUGCACUUGGUUGUUCAGCCACAGUGUGUUUAUGUGUAUGUUGUUUUCGCAAUACCCACAUAAGUUUUUAUUGCCCACUUAGGUCCUAAUCUUACCUUAGGAACGUCUCUAACAUUGCAGCUAGAUUACUGAAGUCUUUUGGAAUCACUGUAGGCCACAUGCCUACAAAAUCUCUUAACUCUUUGUUCUACAAGCCGAAAAAUACAAUAACAACGGAAGAUAAACCAAACGUAAUAGAUAAAAUAAACUUCGGAAGCUGUGAAAAACGCUAUAUCGGACAGAGUGAUUAGCGUCUUCGUAUCCACCGACAUGAACGUCAACUAGCAAUGAAAUAUCACGUUCCGUUUUCGCUCAUGGACAAUUGUGGACUGAAAUUCCAGUGGGAAGAUGUGGAAAUCUGAGAUAGAUGAAAUUCGAAGGAUACCGGAGAAUUUUUAGAAGCGUGGCACUCAGAUCUAUCAAUGGUCAAUAGACAUAUUGACAUUAACUCACUCUGCUAACCAAUACGAAACAACAAGAAGGUCGAAGUUCACAUCACUAGGACAGCCAGUCGAAAUCCUAAUGGAGACGAUGACAAGAUUUCAGCUGAAACUGGUUCCAGUCCAUCAUUUUCUCUAACGCACUUAUCGGUGGCCUGCAUUAAUUACAUCUCUUGGUUUGAAAGUGGUAUUAAAUCCCGUUGACUAGAAUUUUUUGGAAUGGGUUUCUCUGUUGAGUGUAAAACGAUUGUUUAACAUCGGAAAAAUGUUCGGAAUCGAGUAUUUGUGUUUACCUGCUUAGAAAUGUUAAUCAGUGUUCGCGAAGAAUAUUGAUCUGAAUUUCUGUUGAGUUUCUUCAUUAGUAUUCGAGUACAAGUGGAUUUCUACUUCUGAGCUUUAUAGGUCCGGUAUCCUUUUGAUGAUUCAGUGAUUUGAUUAUGGUUAUUGAUUAAGAAAUUCUAUCUACUCCGGAGGAUUUGUGAUCAAUAAAUCUUAGUGAGACUAGAAAAGAUUUUAUCAAAAUUUUUCAGCUUACAUCUGCUAUAGUAGAGAUCAGAUAUCCUAAUGCCUAAUAAAGAUUGAAUUUACUGUAUAGCUUGGUGCCUUUUCCUUGUUAAUAAGGCUGUGAGAUAUUACCAAAAGCGGAAGUCACCAAAACUUUUUUUAUAGUUCGCUUUACUAGCUGCUUUCUUUAACACGGUUACAUUUCAGUGUAUAAGUUUAUAGUUAGUGUAUUUUUUUGAAUUUUCAUCGUACUCACAGACAUGUGUUAUUUACUGCUGUAGCCAUGCUUCACGCUUUAAAGCGCGCCAAGUAAAUUUAGUGUAUACUACUUAGUUACAAUAAAGUUCAAGAGUCCUGUAUUAUAUGAAAGAAAGUGUUUUUAGCGGACUUGGCUAUUCCAGUCAUAUGAAAGGUCAUGAUAAUUUGUGCAUCUUUCCUCACUUGUAUAUCAAAAAUUCAGUAUUAGGUGAUAUUAUAUUUUCUUACUCUGGACAUUGUUUGAUGCUGUUCAUAAAACAGCAGUAACAAAAUGAGCAUAGUCUUUUGAUUAGAUGAUAUUCUAAAACUUAUGUCAGGCAGCAACCAUGCUUUGAUCAAAAUGAACAGAAAAUACGAUCUAAUUCAGUAAGAAAUUCAGUGUACACAGAUAAUGCUCAUUUAUGAAGGUUAUAUGAAUUAAUCUAUGAAAUAAAGUGAUUUAUGUUACUUA
Molecule: messenger RNA, 5098 nt
Organism: Heterobilharzia americana
Lineage: Eukaryota; Metazoa; Platyhelminthes; Trematoda; Strigeidida; Schistosomatidae
Source: the annotation of a GenBank genome assembly